Messenger RNA from Copidosoma floridanum, 653 nucleotides. RefSeq names its product small ribosomal subunit protein eS24. Gene Ontology annotation, molecular function: structural constituent of ribosome. The record is from RefSeq and is a predicted model, not a curated record. Gene Ontology annotation, cellular component: ribosome. NCBI's taxonomy places the organism in Eukaryota, Metazoa, Arthropoda, Insecta, Hymenoptera, Encyrtidae. Gene Ontology annotation, biological process: translation.
CUGGCGUUGAGUCUUUCUUGUAACCUCACGGUUUUCGUAAGCAGCCAACAAAAUGGUGGAAGGUUCCGCAACGAUCCGCACUCGCAAAUUUAUGCGCAACCCGCUCUUGUGCAGAAAACAGAUGGUCGUCGAUGUCUUACAUCCAGGCCAAUCCUCCGUGAGGAAAACCGAUAUUCGUGAGAAGCUCGCCAAGAUGUACAAAGUCACGCCAGACGUGGUCUUUGCCCAUGGCUUCAGGACUGACUUUGGUGGUGGCAAGUCGACUGGCUUUGCCCUGAUCUACGACACCCUGGACUUUGCGAAAAAGUUUGAGCCCAAAUACAGGCUCCAGAGACACGGUCUAUUUGAAAAGCAGAAGCAGACCAGAAAACAGAGGAAGGAAAGAAAGAACAGGAUGAAGAAAGUCAGAGGCACGAAAAAGACCAAAGUUGGAGCUACCUCCAAGAAGUAAACUUGAUUACAUGGUCAUCUGUUUGGUUCUCCUACUCACAAGGAAUACAUGGCUAUGGAGAAGAAAACAUCCAUUGUGUGCACAGAAAUGCAUCUCCUCAACAUACAGAUCACAUUUGUUCAUUCCCAUCGAACUUUAUUCUAUUUUUGUUUACUUAAAAGUAUUUAAAAACUACAAAAAUUAUAUUAAUAGUAUAAUUUGA